Molecule: messenger RNA, 1917 nt
Organism: Durotheca rogersii
Lineage: Eukaryota; Fungi; Ascomycota; Sordariomycetes; Xylariales; Xylariaceae
Product: cytochrome P450
Exons: 8
Coding region: 254-1768 (504 amino acids)
Molecular function (GO): iron ion binding; oxidoreductase activity, acting on paired donors, with incorporation or reduction of molecular oxygen; heme binding
Source: RefSeq, a predicted model, not a curated record
CAGGAUGCGUAUGACACCCAAUGAUCUUCAUUUUUUUCUGUCUCAUGACUACAGAGGAAAAGGAGUACUAUUGGUGUGCUCCUCUAUUCCUUUCGUCACGGGAGAAUGCAGAUAUCGACACUUCACAUCAGCAUAGACGACACCUUUACAUAUGGCCUCAUAUCGGUAAGGCCUCCGCUGAACGGCUCCGCUGGUCGUAUUCGUCUUCUUCUAACCUAAGCUAUUGCUGUCACCCAAGGGGAAACCUGUUAAAAUGUCAUCGACUAUCGCCUCUUUGGGCCUGGUAAAUGUCUGCGUGGCUUCCUCGGCCGUGCUCGUCCUGUGGUACAUCGUCUCAGCCACGGCAGCCUGGUAUCGUCUUCGCCAUAUCCCGGGCCCGUUCUGGGCCUCGUUUUCCUACGUAUGGAUGGUAAGGAGCAUACUCACUGGCAGCGUCGGGUCAGACUUCCGCAGGCUUAAUAGCUAUGGGAAAUUCGCGCGCGUCGGGCCCAAUUCCAUCGUGACGAACGAUCCCAAGAUUCUCCGGCGCAUCUCCGCGGCUCGGACCAAGUACGUCAAGGAUGAGUGGUAUAGCGCCAUCAAGGUCGCGCCUGACCACCAGACCAUGGCGGUUUCGCUGGACAACGAGACCCACGACGCGCUGAAGGCGAAGACCGCGGCUGGGUAUAGCGGCCGCGACAACCCCGACAUGGAGGUCGCCAUCGACAGCCAGAUCGCGCACUGGGUGGAUGUGAUCCGCCAGAAACACCUGACUACGAGGGCCAAGUUGCGCAGCGUCGAUUUCGCCUCGUUGUCGCGCAAAUUCACCUUGGACGUCAUUACUCGGCUCUCGUACGGCCGGCCGUUUGGGUUCCUAGAUGCGGACGGGGACUUGUACGGAUACAUGAGGCAGAUGGACGGGUCGAUGAAGACGAUGGUCCUGGCUCAGGAGAUCCCCUUUUUCAGACGCAUCGUGUUCUCUCCUUUCGUAUUCGGCCUGAUUGGGCCUAAGGCGACGGAUAAAGGGGGCGUUGGGAAGAUGAUGGCGAUCACGCGAGACAUUAUCGACGAGAAGUUCAUAGACAAGACGCCCAGGGAUGAUAUGAUGGGAUCCUUCAUCCGCCGGGGGAUGACACGAAAAGAGUGUGCGGACGAAGCUAUGCUGCAAAUCAUUGCCGGGUCCGACACGACGGCUACCGUGAUCCGUUGCACUAUGCUAUACAUAAUGGCUACCCCUCGGGUAUACACACGGCUGAAGGCUUUAGUGAAGGACUGCGUGAAGCGGAACGAGGCUUCGACGCCCAUCACGUUCGAGCAAGCCCAGAAAUUGCCCUACUUGCAGGCUGUUAUUUACGAGGGCCUUCGCAUUAAGAACCCGAUAACUUACGGACAUUAUAAAAGGGCCCCUCCGGAAGGGGACACAAUCGACGGCGUCUUCAUCCCCGGAGGCACCGUCAUCGGGGAUAAUAGCGUAGGCCUGACGUACAACGCCGAGGUCUUUGGCGAAGACGUGGAUGUUUUCCGGCCAGAGCGCUUCCUCGAGUGUAGCGACGAGAAGAGGGUCGAGAUGGAACGUGCCGUCGACAUCGUCUUCGGCGGCGGCCGAUGGAUGUGCGCCGGAAAGACAGUCGCGUUCUUGGAGCUCAACAAGGUCUUUUUCGAGCUCUUGCGUCUGUUCGACUUCCAACUGGUAUAUCCGAACAAGGCGUGGGACGAAGAAAUCCACUUCACCUUGUUCCACAAGAACAUGUGGGUGAGGAUCACAGAGGCAGAUGCGGCCGAAUACUAGGGGGACGGCCUUCUUGGUCGAGUCUCGCGCUGUCUUUCUGCGAGAUAUUCGAUAUUAUUACACCCGGGCAGUCUCCACCAAACCUGUGUCCGGACGUAAGCGGCAACGAGCCGCGAAACGUGACGGCGAACACAACAUCGUAUCGCUCC